UCCCCCAUCCCCUCCUAUAGCUGGAGCCAUGCAGUCCUUCAGCAGAGAGAGGAGCGGUUUCCACGGCAACCAGCCCUGCUACCAGCAGGAGCACCAUGAAUUAUCACGCCUGGAGAGCUACCGACAGCACCCCCACCAUGGACAGACCAGACAGGUCUACGAGGCACACGCCUUGGCCACCGCUACAGGGAUGCCCCCAGCGGGACCAGGGCCCGGACCUGGAUCUGGAAGUGGACCCAUUCCUGGACCUAAGGACUGUUACAGCCAGCAGGUAUACCCUGGAUACCCCCAAGGCAAUGGAGGUGGUGUGGGUGGUGGAGGAGGUUCGACGCCUCAUGAUAAGAAGGCUUACAGUGGGGGGAGCCAAGUGCCUCCUCCCCCUCCCCAGCAUAUGCAGGCGGGGGGCUACAGCAAUCACAUGGGCCCGGGGGGAUACCCGGCCCAGUAUAUGAGCGAGGGCCACCUCCAGCAGUCUAAGUGGGACGACCCAGCUCAGCUAGCUCAGUACGAGCAGGAGAUGGUAGGCAGGAUGGAGCCGGGUCCCCCUGGGUCAUCCCAGUAUCUGGACCAGAACAUGCUGGCUCACUCCCAGAGCCAGUGUCACCAGCCCCACCAGGCCUCUGCUCCAGUCUACACCAGCCCACACCACCAACCCCAUCCCCCAAACCCAGGCCAGUCCCCAUUGAUGUACCCCCAGAGCCACCUCCACUACCCCCAGCACCCCCCAUCCCCCUCGCCCUCCUCCUCCUCCUACAUGGAGAAGUGCAGCCCCAUGCCCCACUGCUACAAGGGAUAUAGUAUGCCACCCAGCUCCCAGUACGCUAGGCAGAUGGGCAGCCACAGCAGUCUGAAGCAGGGGGGAUACCGACCGCCACCCCAGAACAGUUACAGCUACCAACAGACUCCCUCCAGGGGUGGCUACGAGUCCCAGCCCCCACUACAAGGUAUGCCCACUUCCCAGGAGGCCCACCCUAAAUACCAACAUUUCAGCCAGUCCCAGCAGAACUACUGUCUGUCCGAGCUGUCCGUCAGAUCCCCUGAGCAGUACUACCAGACAUGUAGUCCCGCCUCCAGCCACUCCCCUGCACGCUCCGUGGGACGCUCACCCUCCUACAGCUCCACCCCUUCCCCUCUGAUGACCAAUCCAGAGAGCUUCCAGUACAGCCAGCCACCAAUGACCCCAGGGGCGGCUUCUUCUUCCUCCUCUUCCUCAGUGGGUCUGCAGGACCAGGGCUUGCUGAUGCCGCCGCGCUCCCACCCGUCCCCGUCCCCCAACGUGGCCCACCCAACCCCGCAGCACAGCUACACGCAGGGGGUCUCCAUGAAGGAGCGCUUCUCUGAGAAGCUGCUUGCCAAUCCCAGCCUGUGGAGCCUGAAUGCCCUCACCUCUCAGGUGGAGAACAUCUCCAACAACGUGCAGCAGCUGUUGCUAUCCGAGGCCAUGGUCGCCAACAAAAAGGGGGGCAAGCGCAACAGCAGCAAUAGCACUGGGAGCAGUGGAGGCGGCUCCUCCAAGAAGGAAGAGGAGUACAAGGGAGUGCCAGGAGGCCCCGAGGGUCAGCACGGUGGGGGCCCCGUGCAGGACCCCUACAGCACCAACCAGCACCAGCUCGUCCCCAUGGAGAUGCAGGAGGGGGGAUACUCCAGUAGUUCUGACGAGCAGCUGGAGAGGGGGUACUACUACUGUGGCCAGGGCAGGAGCCCAGCUCAGGCCCCCAACAACACACACCUGGGCCUGGACACGGCCUCAUCCUGCUCCAUGACCUCUCCGGACGACAUGUCCACCCGGUCUGGUGACUCUGUGUCCGGCCUGCAGAGCGUGGCUUCCAGGGACAACCUGACCCCUGACCCCAGGUCACAGGGUGGUCACGACCCCCCACAAACCCCCAUGAAGAGCGUGGGGGAUGAGAGGUCCCCCGUGAGUGUGACGGUCCCCAGCCCCAUGAAGCAGGAGAGCCAGUCCCCUCCAGAUAUCCAACGUCUCGGCGUGCCACUGAAGGAGAACUUUGAGGAGUUGGCCUGGACGGAGAAAAUGGCAGACUACGAGGAAGAUGGCAUGAAAAAGACUCCCGACAGCGAGCGUGACUGCAGAGGCAGCGAUGAUGUCACAGACACCUCCGAGAAGCAGGAGAAAUGGCCGGAGGACGAGAAAGGCCCAGCUCUGUAUAGCAAGAUCAACAAAGCAGUUACCAAGGGAAAGAGCUACUGCUGCGACGAGAACAUGUACCAUGAGAUACAAAACAAAUAUGACCGAGGCAAAGGGGACUCGGCGGAUAAGUCCCCAAGCCUCUCAGACUCCAGCCACAAGGGAGACCUGGGCCAGGAGAUGAAAUCGGAGGCCUUCAAAUCCGAAUCUCCCACCGACUCUGAGAGCUCAGUGAAGACAUCACCCUUUAUUUCCAGGGGUGACCUUGACCAAGAUCAAUAUUUAACAGAGAAGGAAGACAGCUCGGAGAACAUAUCCCCUACCCCCCGGGGCGAGGCUUUGGACGAGAGGCUCUCGGCCUCAGAGAAGAGAGAGAGCAGAGAAGAAGAAGAGGAGGAGGAGGAUGAGGAGGGAGAGGAGGAGAGGCAGCAGGACUCUAUAUCUCCUCCUCUGUCUGCUGAGGAGAGAGAGGGAGAAGAGAGUGAGAGCCUGCCAUCGACUGAGGAGGUCCUCAACAAUAGUACGAGCCCACAGAAGGAGCAUUCUGUAGAGCUGUGCAGCAGAACAGAAGGCCAGAGCCUGGCUGAGCCUCAGCCUUACCGUAACACAGAGCCUGCAGAGACAGAAACCCAAGCAGCACAACCAGACCCAACAGCAGCAGCAGCAGAAUCCCCAGAAAUGGGGUCAGCCAUUUGUGACACUCCACCCCAGUCUCACUCGGCCAUGAUGGUUUUCUCAGCUCUCAGUGAGAUAGCAACACCUCCAGCUCCGGCUCACACCAGGGACCAUAUCGAUCGCAGCGAUUCCAACGUGCUGGAGCCUGACUCCCCUCAGCUGCCAGGGAAGUCGAUACUGCACUCAGCUCCCUCCUGGGCCAACACCCCACCCUCGCCAAAGAAAGGUGAUGAGGACAUGGAGCCGGGCAUCAGCUGCCCAAGCGCUGUGACCCCCUCAGCCAACCCGGAACCCGUGGCCCCAUCUGCACACCCGCAGGCUUUCGGCCGGAAGCACGGCCGAGGCAGGAGGAGACUGAUGCACUCAGGUGUGGAAUUCAGGAGACAGCUGAGUGUGGAGAGAGAGGGGGAGAGUGCCUCUUCACCCCCCCAGAAACCCUGCAUGCCCUCCAGCAAGAGUCCUCUGUUCUCCGAUCAGAUAGACAUGGCCGCUCACCAGGACAUAAUCAUGACGAGCGAGACACCCAAACUGCUGGUUGAGGGCUCCCGCUCCAGAAUGUGCACUCGCUCGUUCAACACGCAGGACACAACCCCUAAGGAUCCCCAGCCCCCUGAGAGACGGAAACCAGGGCGGAAACCAGGUUCGAAACCAGGCCCAAAACCGGGCCCGAAGUCAGGGUUAAAACCAGGGCCUAAACCAGGACUAAAACCAGGACCAAAACCAGGUCCAAAACCGAGUCUAAAACCAGGACCAAAACUAGGUAUGAAGCCCGGUUCGAAGCCCGGCCCAAAACCAGGUUUAAAACCGGGGCCUAAACCAGGCCCAAAACCAGGUCUGAAACCAGGGCCUAAACCAGGUCCAAAACCAGGACCAAAACCAGGUCCAAAACCAACUGAAGGAGCACCCCGGGGUCGUCCCAGGGGCACAGGCUCUAAGUUGAAGUUGGCACAACAGGAAGGUCCCAUUCAACCCAUCACAGGGGGUCCAGGAAGAGGCCAGAAGAGCUUGAGCAUCAACAGUCAGCAAGGUGAUGGGAACCAGGAAGUGAAAGCUCCAGGCAAGGAUGGAAAGAACAUGGUCCUGAGAUCCAGAAAGCCCCCCCAGGAUAAGCUUCCAAAGGAGAAAGAGAAGGAGCAAUCUGAGGGAAUCCUAACUCAAACCCUGACAGGUAUAACAAAGCCCAAUGCAGUGUUAGAAAAUGAGGAACGUACGAGCAUAGAGCAAGCCCUCCCUGUCUUUCCUAACCAGACAGACACCAGUGUAACAGACACCAGUGUAACAGACACCAGUAAAACCGACACCAGUGUAACAGACAUCAGUAAAAUAGACACCAGUGUGACAGACACCAGUGUAAAAGACACCAGUGUAACAGACACCAGUAAAAUAGACACCAGUGUAAUAGACACCAGUAAAAUAGACACCAGUGUAACAGACACCAGUGUAACAGACACCAGUGUAACAGACACCAGUGUAACCGACACCAGUAAAACAGACACCAGUGUAACAGACACCAGUGUAACAGACACCAGUGUAACAGACACCAGUGUAACCGACACCAGUAAAACAGACACCAGUGUAACAGACACCAGUGUAACCGACACCAGUAAAACAGACACCAGUAUACCUGUCGCUCCACCUGAGAAACCUAAAGAACCGACUGUAGCUGUACCUCCUGUAACUGCACCUGUACCUCCACUCAAAAGAAAACCCAGUCCUCUGCCUCUAGAACCUCCGGUGAAGAAAAAGCGAGGUCCAAAACCAAAACCAAAACCACAACCACAACAGCCACAGCCUGAAACUCCCCAGUCUGACCAGUCCAACCAGUCCAACCAGUCCAACCAGUCCAACCAGGCCAACCAGUCCAACCAGCCUCCAUUAGUCAAAUCCAAGGAGAUGGGUGUCCGAGGCCCCAAGAGGAGGCUAAAGCGAGGCAGACACCUCAAGGCCUCUCUGAUCACUGUGCUGACCAAAGAUAACCCUCCUCCCACGAUGACUGACUGUGAUGUGGUUAGUGAAAUGCCCAGUGUCCCUUCUCAGUGUCCCACUAAAACCAAGUACCUCCCCCCGCGCAAAGGCAGGGGUCUGAAAUACGAGGCGAUGGUUCAGAAAAUAAACAUGGGCACUGGUUCGAAGAAACACCUGCCAACACCACAGCCCGAGAGCACAGAGGCAAUAGUGGAGGAAGUGACGUCAAAGCCUGUGUCGCUGGCCAUCUCGGAGGAGAGCGAGGCCCCAGUGGCGGUGGUGAGCGCCCCUGAGGUGACACGGGAGGAGGUAGCAGGGGAUGAGUGGAACUCCACGGGGGUCCAGAACACAGAACAGGAGGGAGGGGUGCAGCAGAACACCGGGGAGGGGGUGCAGCCGGAGUCACUCCCAGCGGGGGUGCCAGACGCUGCAGCGGCGAGCGAUGCCAACAAACCCACCAGGACCAAGAGGAGGAAAUGGGCCAUGGUGGAGAGCACGGACGCCACGGUGGUCGCCAUGGAGACGGGAAGCCUGAUCAUCAACACGCCGCGGCUGGCCAAGCAGAGGGCCAUCAAGAACAACCACGAGAUGCACCUGAAACAGAGGAGGAAGAGGAAAGGAGGACAGCCUCCCUCAGAGGGGCCUGUGGCUGACGAGAAGGUAGGGGCAACAACAGGAGAACAACAGACAGAGACACAGACACCCACUGACACAACAUUAACAACAAUGCCCGAUCUACCAGCCGGCCCAGGUGAGAUCACAGACAGCCCGCAGGUGAUCGCCACAGAAAUGAUCCAGCCGCCUCCCUCCAAACGAGGGAGGAAGCCCUCUUCAUCCUGGUCCAAAAAGAGAGGGAGAGGCAGAGCCCCAGGUGAACAGCAGAGCAGCAAACCUCUGAAGGUGCACAAAAAACCUGGUCCUAAAAAGGGAAUCAAAGACGCCAUUGAAGUGAUUGAAGCAGUGGUGAAGGCUGCAGGGAGGGAGGCCAGACUCAAGAAAAAGACAUCGAAAAAGGAGAGCCCUGCGGUGUCGGAGGAAAAGCAGCCGGAGCCCUCUCUCAAACAGGUACUGAGCAAAACCCCCAAAAGCGGAAUCAAACAUUCCUUCUGUCCAUAUGUGCGUAUCGACAGCUCCAGAGACUUCGCCUCUCUCUGUACCAUCGUAAACAGGCGCAAUGAAGAGCUGAAGAUGGUGUUUCAGAAGCCCCGGAAAAAGAGCCCGGACAAAAUUAAAAACCCAGUCACGGUUGCCAAGGCGAUACCCAGCUCCUCAGCUUUGCUCCAGGGGCCCUUGGUUAACAAAAACUUAAUUGACAGGUGUCUAACGUGUUGCCUGUGUGGAAAGCCGGCAAAUUACCGUGAGCUGGGGGAUUUGUGUGGGCCCUACUACCCAGAGGAUAGCAUCCCGCGCAAAAUCCUGUCAGCAAGACAUAUAGAACCCCCGAGGGAAAACCAAGAGAAAACAACAAGCUCCAACAGUAGCAUCGAGGAACCAAGCAGCAGCACCCCAAAAAGCGAAGGAGACCCCAGCUCCGAAAAGGAAGGCAUUAAAAAGGGGGAUAUGGAGACAGUCACAAAGGAGGGCAGUAGUAGUACUAGUGGUGGGGGUCACCAUCAUCAGCCCCACCCCCACCACUGGCGCCCCAGGAGGGCAGAGAGGGCACCUGCGGAGGGCGGAAGCACGCACCGGCCCACCCUACGGGAUAGGUUCAGGAGGAUGCAGCAGCUCCAGGAGGAGAGGAGGGCUGCGGAGGCCACAGCUAGUGGUCAGGAGGGGGGCAGUGGAGGAGGAGGCCUGCUCCAGAGAUUGCAGGGGGAGGCUGAGGCUAAGGAACACUGGGCCCAUGAGAACUGUGCUAUCUGGACCAAUGGGGUCAUCAUGGUGGCCGGGAGGCUGUACGGCCUGACAGAGGCUGUUCACACUUCCACAGAAACGAGCUGCUCCAAGUGCCAGAGAGUGGGUGCGUCCAUCAGCUGCUGCUGGAAAGGCUGCCCUCACAAAUACCACUACAUCUGCGCCAAGGAGAUAGGCUGCAUGUUCCAAGAGGACAACUUUUCACUGAAAUGUCCGAAACACGAGGCUUUGUAAAAUAGACCACCACCCAGCCCCAGUGAGCAUCACCUAUGCAGUACGACAGAGAGACAGAUAGGACAUCCCUCCACCCAAACCUGAUGAUGAUGAGUCAUGAUGAAACGUCAUGAUGGACAGACUCAUUGGCCAAUGGGGACAGCUGGGAAUCCUCUGAGGCACCACCGAUGGCAGCAAUACAGACACUAGACAGCAGGUCCCUCAGAGCAACCCCCGUAACCCCCGGCAACAGCACUGCUUUAUCUCAGCCACCCCUGAUAACCAGACAGACAGAGAGACAGAGAAAAAGAGAGACAGACAGACAGACAGACAGACAGACAGACAGACAGACAGACAGACAGACAGACAGGGAGACAGACAGGGAGACAGACAGACAGGGAGACAGACUGCAGUGUCUGUCUGACAGACAGUCUCCUUCACGGACAGACGGACUGCAGUGUUUUGAGAGACUCUUUCACAGCCCUGUCUGUCUGUGUCUGGCGUCUAGACACCUGGCAGACAUGGUUACUUAGAGACCACCCCUCCAGAGAGAGUGGGGGGAGAGAGGGGGAGAGACAGGGAGCUGUUUUAAAUUCACAGUGCACUGUUCUGCCUCUGGAACGGUCGCUAUCAUUUUUGGACACCUGGUGGAUUGCGAUUGGCCAGACUAGGCCCCCCCUGGCUUUGCUGUCCAAGUUCCAGGUUGCGGUGUGUGUGUGUGACAUCGACUCCGUGUGUGUGCUUGUGCAAGGAAGCGAACGAGCGUGUUCCGAUUCAAGAUGUCAUGCGUCAAAAGAAGCCGCCCCUCCCCUGGAUGUAUCUCAAUGUGCGCUUAAGUGUUAUAAAAAUUGUACAUUGCGUGCUUUAACAGAUUCUAAAUAUGAUUCUGAUAUUGACAGAAAGAAAAAAUAACGGUAUUUUAAUAUAACACUCUUCUUCUUCUUCCGAUAUGUAUUUUGAUGUGCAUAUUACGGCUAUACAACACCAUUGAGUCAGCGUUAGUAUCUGUCCCGCUUUGUGUUCAAUUAAACAUUUUUAUAAAAAUAAAGGUUCCAAUAUUCACACUAGCAUACUACUUAGAAUGCAUGCCUUAUACAUUGCUUCAUUCUAAGUGUGUAGCAUGCUAAUUUGGAUAUUGGGGCGAAGUCCAAACUCUGGGGGUCACCCAGUCGAAGUUCAGCCGUGUGCAUAUACAACAUGAUGUACAGUAGACGCCACAUCAUCACCAUAAAGGUUAAAGGUAAGGGCUUAGGGCCCGGCCGGGAUCAUCUCACGGGUCAUGUCAUCUCACCACAGUUCUUCAUCAAUAUCGCUGUCCAUCAUCUCCACCACCAAAGGCUGCUGUCUCCAUAAAAAUGACAAGGAUACGACUCCAAUGGAUUCUUAGUCCUACACGGCUUGAGUUCUCAGCACCAUAGAGCUGAAACAACCGUACAGAGACUGAGGAUGUCCUAAUAUGGACACCGAACGGUAAUCACAGUCCUCCCCAUUAAAUGGGGAAUCGUGACUGUUGUACGAUGUCCAUAUUCGGACAGUUUUCGUUUUCUGACUCCACAUCAAGUGUGUGUCUCUCUCAUUCCUUUCUCUGUAUGUGGCACUCACAGUAACAAAGCCUCUUCCCAUUACUGCAGCAUUCUCACACACACACAGACAGCCUCUUAAGGGUGUAGUGUACUGUACUUCAGUACUACUUUAGUGUGUAGUGUACAGUACUUCAGUACUUCAUAUCAGUGGACACAUACAGUAUUAGGGCGUACAGUACAAACAAGAGCAAAACAUCACACCACAUACCUCUUCUUCUUAUGAUUCUUGAUUAUGAUGCUCUCAUUAUUUAAUGGUGUAUAUAAGUAUUUGACGCUGUUUAAAUGUAAGAUGUGAUGUACUAAUAUAAUUGUGUAUAGUAUUUCCUAGAGAUGUUUAUUUUCUAUAAAAUUAAUAUGUUAUUGCUUAUAAAAAUGUUAUUAAAAGAAUCCAUUUUAAAAAAAUUAGACUUUUGGGAAUGUCACUCGUUCUAAGUUGAGCAUGCAGUUAAUUUUUAUUUUUCAUGUUUUCAUUGUUUGAAUCGAUGACACUACAGCAUCAAUUUGUGUGAAAUGUUUUUGUAACGCCAAUGUCAAAUAUACCAGCACCUUUCAAUGCUGCCCAGACCAAG
Messenger RNA from Coregonus clupeaformis (lake whitefish), 9005 nucleotides. RefSeq names its product retinoic acid-induced protein 1. Bases 29 to 6874 code for a protein of 2281 amino acids. Gene Ontology annotation, cellular component: nucleus. The transcript has 4 exons. Gene Ontology annotation, biological process: regulation of transcription by RNA polymerase II; circadian regulation of gene expression. Lineage: Eukaryota; Metazoa; Chordata; Actinopteri; Salmoniformes; Salmonidae. The record is from RefSeq and is a predicted model, not a curated record.